AUGGCUUCGGCUGCUAGAUCUGCUUCGCGCGCCUUCUUGCGCUCCACUCCUGCUACCUCCUCCUUCCGUCCUGCUGUCCGCGCCGCUCGCUUUGCUCUCCCAUCUCAGGGCUUCCGCGCCGCUGCUCGUCGUGGCUAUGCCUCCGAAGCCAACUCGGGCAAGUCCUCGUCCAACGUCUUCCUCUGGGCUGGUCUCGCCGUGGCUGGUGGUGCCGGUGCAUACUUCUACCUGAACGGCAGCGACUCCGUUACCUCCAAGACCUUUGUUCCUGGUAAGGAGGACUACCAGAAGGUGUACGACGCCAUUGCUCGCCGUCUCGCCGAUGAGACCGACUAUGACGAUGGCAGCUAUGGACCAGUCCUCGUCCGUCUGGCAUGGCAUGCAAGUGGUACCUAUGACAAGGAAACCGGCACUGGAGGAAGCAACGGCGCUACCAUGAGAUUCGCCCCCGAGUCCGACCACGGUGCCAACGCUGGCCUCAAGAUUGCUCGGGACUUCCUCGAGCCCAUCAAGGCCCAGUUCCCUUGGAUUACCUACUCCGAUCUCUGGACUCUGGCCGGCGCCUGCGCCAUCCAGGAACUGGGUGGUCCCGCCAUUCCCUGGCGCCCUGGCCGUCAGGACAAGGACGUAGCCGGCUGCACCCCUGAUGGACGUCUCCCCGACGCUUCCAAGGACCAGAGGCACAUCCGCGACAUCUUCUACCGCAUGGGAUUCAACGACCAGGAGAUCGUUGCUCUGAUCGGUGCCCACGCUCUGGGCCGUGCUCACCCCGACCGUUCUGGCUACGACGGCCCCUGGGACUUCAGCCCCACCGUUUUCACCAACGAGUUCUUCCGGCUGCUUCUUGAUGAGAAGUGGCAGAACCGCAAGUGGAACGGCCCCGCCCAGUUCACUGACAAGACCACCAAGACCCUGAUGAUGCUUCCCGCCGAUCUUGCCCUAGUCAAGGACAAGGAGUUCAAGAAGCACGUCGAGCGCUAUGCCAGGGACAACGACGCCUUCUUCAAGGAUUUCUCGGACGUUUUCGUCAAGCUUCUCGAGCUUGGUGUCCCCUUUACCAGCAAGGCUGAGGACCGCUACGUCUUCAAGACCUCUGAGUAA
Molecule: messenger RNA, 1101 nt
Organism: Aspergillus fischeri NRRL 181
Lineage: Eukaryota; Fungi; Ascomycota; Eurotiomycetes; Eurotiales; Aspergillaceae
Product: peroxidase
Exons: 2
Coding region: 1-1101 (366 amino acids)
Biological process (GO): cellular response to oxidative stress; hydrogen peroxide catabolic process; response to reactive oxygen species
Molecular function (GO): peroxidase activity; heme binding
Source: RefSeq, a predicted model, not a curated record